AACUUUUUAAAAAUUAGAUUCCUAUAAACUAAAUUAAUUAUAUUUAGAGUAAUAUUUUUUAAUCUUUUAUUCACCAUUUACACAUCCUGAAUUGCCUCCUCACCAAUAAUUUUUUUUAAUUGUGACAAAAUCCUUCCAGUUCCUAUAAAGUGCUCUAAUUGUUCUGAAUUAUUAAAAUUGAGUUAAAUUGUAAAAUAUUAUGUUAAGUAACUGUGAAUUAAUUGGAAAGUAGGAAUUUAGUGGAAGGUUUAUGAAUUGGUGUGUAUGAUGUCGGACGGAGUAUAUCCAGUGAUAAAAUUGCCUGAUAAUUGUAAACAUGUUUCGUACAUAAAAUCGAAGAUCAUAAACGAACUGCUAAAGCUGAGCCACUUUGACGUGGUUGAUAACGACAGGAACAAAUGUUUUGUUCCGGGCUGUCAGGGCUCCGACGUUAACCAGUUGAAGUCGUUUGCCCUCAUGGGAUACCCUCCACUUAGAACUUAUUACUCAAUUAAUUACAUUGGACUCGGUCUUUAUCCUCUUAAAAACAUUGAUAUUGACGACUGGUACACGGCUUAUAUUCCGAUUAAUUUGAAUCAUUUUUCUGAUAAUUUCUCAAUUAAACAUUUUCUAGUUAAGAUUAUUCGGAGCCCUCGCCUUUCCGAUGAUGAUUUUUCACAACUUCGUAAUCAUAUAAACGGGGCCUCGGAUCCGCAAUCAUCCGUGACAAAACAAUCAGACCCCUCUCAUCCUGACCCAAAUAUCUCUAACACCAUAGGUGAAGGAUUGAUGGUAACACCGUCAUGUAUGUAUGCCACAAAGCAGGAAAUAUCUAGCAUACUAACUUUUGAGGAAUUGGACGUAAAGUUACAAAUUUUAAUACAAAUUAAGGCCAAACCUGGAUCUUAUACUGUCUCGCCUAAUUCAAUCAAACUAAACGACAAUUUUGAUUCUUGCUUUCCUAAUUCCGAAAUAGAAUGGUAUGUAAAGAAUGUUGACGAUAUAAUUGCUGAGCGUUUGUUGUUUAAAAUUCAUCCAGUUAAGUCUAAUAAUAAUACUGGUAACAAACAUAAGCAAACUGACUCCUCUACGUCUAGUACUAAUGACUCUAACACAAAUAAUACUAUGGACAGUGAUAAGAAUAUUCAAACAGUGAUGUUAUUAGCUGAGAAUGAAGAAAUAGGAUUAGAGUUAAGUAAAGAAGUUGGGUUUAAUGACCUUAAGGAUUUGUACAGACUUGACAGUGCAGCUGAUGCUCUUUUUUACUGGGACGAAUCGCUGAUUCUAAAGCUUAAGUGGACUGAGAAACAGAACAAGCUUCUGUAUUACCUGAAGACCUUGAUUAGCGGGAAGAGUAUUGAAUGGGACAAGGACUUGAAGGUUUGGAAGGUUUCCACAAAGUUCCUGUUUGAAACCGUGAAGUUCUGUGUUUUUCUGGGUCUUAAAGUGGAGAGUAGAGUAUUGUUUGACCUCUGGAAGUGGUUGGUUGGUGCGGGAGUUUCCACUCCUUCUGAAUUUGACGCGAGGAUAUUUACUAAAUGGUUGUUUGAUUAUGGUGUUUUUUCGUUUCUCCGGGUGGUGGUUGACUUUACCAAAGAACCUUUGACUGCCUCAAUUUUACCCUACAACAAGGGCCUGAUAACAGCCUUUAAGGAAAGUGUAAUUCAAAAUUAUGUUUGGGACAAAGAACUCAGCUCCUGGAGGUUUAAUAGUGUCCCUGACCUCAUCCGAGACCUAUUAUCAGUUAAUCCCGCGUUUAGAGAAAGCAACUCCUCAGAACGCCAAUUUAUGGAAUUAAAAGGCUUUUAUAUCUACUCCAUCAAAGAACAAUUACAACAGUCCAGUAAACCAAACAUCAACAAAACACAACAUUACAUCAAACAGAAAAAUGGUAUAUUAAAAAGGAAGAGGAGGGAAUAUGAAGAAGACGAAGAGUUUGUAACGAAGAUAAUGAUAACGGUUGCUGGGAAUGAUGAUCACUUACAACGCCUUAUCAAUAAAGUUAAAUCAGUUGUUGAGAAGGUGUCACCUCCUUUGAGUAGUAUAUCAUCUAGUGGGAAGAUAGUGAUGGGAGGAGCUGGCACCGGAGGAAUUGAGUUUCUCCAGGUACCAACUGAUCUCGACACCUGGAACCAAGUAUCCAUGUGCGUCGUGCCAAAUGAAGAAAACAAACAAAUUCCAAUUAAUAAAUAUGACCAUAACUUAAUGGCGAGCUUAAUCGGGGAUGUGUUUAUAGUUAAAGAAUCUGCAAUCGACUACCUUUUGGACAAUUUUAAAACUUGGCCUGGACCACAUGAUUCAAUCAAUUAUACCAAAUGGAGCCAUAUUAUUAAUAUAAGUGAACCUAGAUGUUGGGGAGGUGUGGAUUUUGAUGGUAGGCAAAGCUUAGCACAGACCGGUUUAUUUGAUAAUGAAGAUUUUUAUAUUUCGGGCACAAAUAAUGAUUCAACUUUUGUUAGGAUGCUGAUAUUGUUAGGAUGCGGUAAUAUAGUAACAAAUCCUAAAGAUGCAGAGUAUGUGAUUAUCACUGAUAAAGACUCCAACGAAGCAAAGGACCUGUUUCAAAAGUUUGGAAAUAAUGAUGAAGAUUUGAUAUCAAUAACACAUGGCGCAAGACACUCUACAUUAGUCACUCCGAAAUACAUUUAUGAUUGUAUUCUGGAGUGGAAACUUAAAAGACCAACCCACUCCCUCGGUCAUAUGGCAUUCUAAUAUAUUAUCGUAAUAUUUACUCAUUAACCAAUAAUUAAAUAAACCAAUUAACCGUUAAAUACCCUAGUUGAUUCUAAUUGAGUACUAAUUAAUACUAAAAUAGUACCAAAAUAAAGAAUACGGUACAAGUGAAGAUCUAAAAAGAAACGAGAGAUCUAAAUAAGAUUUAAUUUCCCUACUUAAAACA
Theileria parva strain Muguga is the source of this 2878-nucleotide messenger RNA. RefSeq lists its product as uncharacterized. The coding region runs from base 265 to 2691 and encodes 808 amino acids. NCBI's taxonomy places the organism in Eukaryota, Apicomplexa, Aconoidasida, Piroplasmida, Theileriidae. The record is from RefSeq and is a predicted model, not a curated record. The transcript has 9 exons.